AUGCUGAAUGCAGGUGAUAGGCAUGCGUCACAAAAUCUAGCUGUUUUCGCAUCGCCGUUCUCCAACGAGCCCAACAUCAGUGAAGACCAAACCUCACUUCCUGCUAGCAUCGGCCUGACUAAUAUGGCAUUUAUUGGCAACUCCGUCGACACCGGCUUCUCUGUGCCUUCUAGUUCUGGCGCCAAAGUUCACAGUGAUGCUCCAUUUCAGUCACCCUCCGGUCUCCUGCGCCAUUCUGUUGACCCUAACUACUUGAUUAGAGAAGAGGCAGUCCCUAUCAUUAGUAAGCCGGGGCUUCAAGCUUCUCGAACAGAAAUUGAACCGGAGGAUGAAACAAGAGGUCAUCAAGAAGGCAUCGAGACGUGGGGCACUGGUAUAAUGCAAGAGUUGAGUCAUUAG
Messenger RNA from Protopolystoma xenopodis, 399 nucleotides. The record is from the annotation of a GenBank genome assembly. Lineage: Eukaryota; Metazoa; Platyhelminthes; Monogenea; Polystomatidea; Polystomatidae.